Molecule: messenger RNA, 1245 nt
Organism: Fusarium mangiferae
Lineage: Eukaryota; Fungi; Ascomycota; Sordariomycetes; Hypocreales; Nectriaceae
Product: related to pyridine nucleotide-disulfide oxidoreductase family protein
Exons: 1
Coding region: 1-1245 (414 amino acids)
Molecular function (GO): NADH dehydrogenase activity
Source: RefSeq, a predicted model, not a curated record
AUGUCAACCAGAAUUGUAAUUAUAGGUACUGGCUUUGCCGGAGUCUGGAGCGCCUUCUCGGCCCAACGUCUCAUCAACAUCAAGAACAAAGAGCAGGACAUUCAAGUUCUCGUCAUUUCCCCCGAACCAUCGCUCACUCUCCGCCCACGUCUAUACGAGCCUAAUCCCUCGACUAUGAAGCAACCCCUCGGACCUCUUUUCACAUCUGCCCGUAUUCGGUUCUUGCAAGGCACCGUCGAGACAAUCGAUACAAACUCGCAGACUGUCCAGGUCAGGUCUCCAUCUGGCGAUGAAUCUGUUGUUUCUUACGAUCGGCUCGUCCUUGCAGCGGGAAGCGCAGUUGUGCGACCUAAGAGUGUCAUCGGUCUUGAUGAGCAUGCGUUUGACAUUGAUUCAAUUGCAGCUGCUUCCAAACUUGAAUCUCAUAUCAAGAAUCUGGCAUCCCUCCCCGUCAGCAAGGCCCGCAACACCGUGGUUGUGUGCGGUGGUGGCUUCACUGGCGUGGAGAUUGCGACAGAGCUGCCAAAUAUGCUCAAGCAUAUUGAGAACCCCCGCGUUGUUCUCGUUGAGAGUGCUCCAGUUGUCGGUCCCGAGCUGGGGGAAGGUCCUCGUCCUACCAUAAUGAAAGCCCUUGAAAGCCUUGGUGUUGAACUCAAGCUCGGUGCUUCUAUUACUUCGCUUGACUCAAGCGGAGUAAAUCUUUCGUCUGGAGAGCGGAUUGAAUCGAUGAAUGUGAUUUGGACCGCUGGCGUACGAGCGACGUCCCUGACUCAGCAAAUUCUCGGGAAGAAGGAUACGCUCUCCCGACUUUACGUCGACCAAGAUCUCCGCGUCCCCGGUUGUCCUCACGUCUUUGCCACUGGCGACGCUGCCCAUGCCACCACUGAUAAAAAAGGCAAUGUCACCAUGCCCUCCUGCCAACACGCCGUCGUCCUAGGCCGUUUCUCAGGCCACAACGCAGCAGCAGACCUCCUCGGCGAAUCAACCCUACCGUAUUCUCAGCCUGGAUACGGCACAUGUCUCGACCUUGGCCCAUGGGGUGCGUUGCUAGCUAAUGGCUGGGACAGGGAUGUUACAGUGACCGGGCAGAUCGCAAAGCAGGUGAAGAGAUAUGUCAACCAGAGAGUGAUCAUCCUUCCGGAUACCGCCGAGGAGGCACUAGAUGCUGCGGAUCCUGCUUCUUAUGACUCUGGAAGCCGGCUUAAGCAUGUUCUCGGGGUCUUGAGGUGGACGUUGCGCAAUUGA